CCUCCAUCGGCCGUCGCAGUCCACCGAACCCCGAAGCACUCCACUCGUCCACUCAACUCCAUUGUUGCAAUUACCUAGCUGAUUGAAUUCGUGAUAGUUACCAUCUCCAUGUCUGCAAACCAAGCCCAGCACGAUCCCGAAUCCGAACCUGCCAGUGAAACCACCACUCUCCUCCCCACCGAUCACCAUUCUCCCGAUCCAGAAAACACCCCCAAAAUGAGCAGCUCCCUCUUCUGGAAAGUCGGUGCCAUCUACGGCGCCGCCGCCGUCGGUCUUGGCGCCUUUGGUGCUCACGGGCUCAAGAAGCGCAUUUCUGAUCCCAACAAGAUUGCCAGUUGGUCGACGGCUGCCCACUACCAGCUGGUCCACUCGGCCGUCAUCCUCGUCGCGAGUCAUCACCCCGUCGCUUCCGCCCUCUUCACCGCAGGCAUGACCAUGUUCAGCGGCAGCAUCUAUGCUUUGACCCUCGAUACCGAGCGCUUCAGGUUCUUGGGUCCUGUGACACCAGUCGGAGGUCUGUUUCUGAUUGCGGGCUGGUUGGCGCUGGCUUUUGCGUCCAAGGGGACUGCCGUCGCUAGGUUCCCUCGUUUCUAGAUGUAUACCUGAAGAUGGGCACAAAGCACUAGAAGCAUGUGAGGACCAGCAAAGGCCUGUGUAACAUCAAUUGUACCUAUUUUUCGUGAGAACAAUACCCAACUCGAUAUUCAUGGUGAAGGAGGUGAACACCAGCAGGCUCGGAUGCAUCGGCGAAAGCAUGCAACAGCGUGGAACAGCAAAUGUAUGAGAGUCGGUACAGCAGUGGAGGAGGUGGUUGCCAGUUCCGGUCUACCGGAAGCUGCGUUCGUCUACCGGAGAGGGUGGGUUAUAGACCGUAGUACGCAUCGUCACCAUUCAGCUUGUUACCUACCUCUACCUUCUUCUCUUUCUCUGCGGGUUCGUCCUUGCCUGGUGAAUAGCCUCAUCCAGGACGCGGAACAUGGCUGCUUCAGUUUGUCUUCACGUCACCGGCCGUUAACAAACACUUUCUUCGGGUUAGGGUUCGAAUCGGCCUUUUCCUCCUCUGCGCUUAUGUCAUCUUGGGGCUGGCCACAUUCACAAAUGUCUUAACCCCCUUUUAGUUGUCAACAAUCCCGUUUGUCGGUGAUGAAUCACCACAACGGGACCUUAUCCCACGAUGCCUUCACUCUUUGUGUUUCGUGAUACGUCUUGUGUAGCAUUGAUGGCAUCCCA
This is a messenger RNA of Neurospora crassa OR74A, 1230 nucleotides long. RefSeq lists its product as hypothetical. Bases 109 to 594 code for a protein of 161 amino acids. NCBI's taxonomy places the organism in Eukaryota, Fungi, Ascomycota, Sordariomycetes, Sordariales, Sordariaceae. The transcript has 2 exons. The record is from RefSeq and is a predicted model, not a curated record.